This is a messenger RNA of Funneliformis geosporum, 501 nucleotides long. Lineage: Eukaryota; Fungi; Glomeromycota; Glomeromycetes; Glomerales; Glomeraceae. The record is from the annotation of a GenBank genome assembly.
AUGUUAGUACUAAAAGUUUUAUACUUAAAAACUUUUCUUUACCCAACAAAUGCAACGAUAACAACAACAAUUGAAAGGACCGAAAAGAAAGUGAAUAGUUAUGCUCUGGAGAUUAAAAAGUCGGAAUUCUUAGGUGAAAGAGUUAGCGAGGCAGUGAAUGCUUCAUUUCGUAUGAGUGGAACUAUUUUUAGAUUGUUAGAAUUUCAUUCUGGAGUUGACCGUCAAUUUGGAUCAAAUUAUGAGAAGCAAAAAUUCGAAUCACUUGGAAAAGCAGAUCGAUUGGAUGAGAAUGGAAAUGUUGUUCCAAUGACUGACGUUGAUAUCGACGCACUUAAAUGUUAUCUCCAGAAGGAAAAUUAUAAUAUUAUAAGCGUAGUGGAAGAAGAACAUUCCCUUCUUGUCAAUACGAUUGGUUCUCUAAAAGUAGAUGGAUAUGGAUUGGCUUCAACGAUUGAAACAAAGCCUCUUUCGGGAUAUAUUCCUUCAAAAAUUCUGAGGAUG